This is a messenger RNA of Menidia menidia (Atlantic silverside), 411 nucleotides long. The record is from the annotation of a GenBank genome assembly. Lineage: Eukaryota; Metazoa; Chordata; Actinopteri; Atheriniformes; Atherinopsidae.
AUGGACCAGAAGAAGGAGCAGUUUAAACUGGAGUCUGGAGGCUGGAGAUGGGCCUCUGUGAGCAGGAUGUGGGCGAGGCGUGGGGACGCAGCUGGGCUGCUGGAUGACGUGAGGGAUACGGAGUGCCAAGGCAUGAGGCCAGCUGCUUGUAAUGAGACGCUGAGUCCCUGCUCACCUCUCAGCAAGCAGGAAGAGUCUGACAUCACUCAGCUGAAGGAAUCGACAUACUUGGUUGUGAGCAGCGUUUGCUUCCUCGGCUUUAAAGUGUCGAGAAUAAUUGGGAAUCAGAAGUCAGAAAACACUGAAGGAACUCAGACUUUUCGGUCUCAGAAACACAGGAAAUGUGGCUACAUGAACAUGUCAUCGUACCCCGGCGGGGGCAUGUGGUCCGGAUCCGGCCUGAAAGAAUAG